Molecule: messenger RNA, 3173 nt
Organism: Osmerus eperlanus (European smelt)
Lineage: Eukaryota; Metazoa; Chordata; Actinopteri; Osmeriformes; Osmeridae
Gene: olfml2ba
Product: olfactomedin-like 2Ba
Exons: 8
Coding region: 1-2619 (872 amino acids)
Biological process (GO): signal transduction
Source: RefSeq, a predicted model, not a curated record
AUGGCUAAAUUGAAGCUGUUGUGCGUAAUGUGGUGCGUUUUCUUCGGAUGGUGCUCUGCUGCACCGAGCGAACGGACGGCGUUGCCAGCUGCGGACCAACAAACUGCCAAUAUAUCUGAUCACCAGGGACACCAAAAUGACACUCUGCAGGAGGAACUGGACAGCCAGGAAAAUAUUCUUACCAAGCUGCUGGGUGAUUAUGACAAAGUGAAAGCACUCUCAGAAGGCUCUGACUGUCGGUGUAAAUGUGUUGUCAGACCCCUGAGCAGGAGCGCCUGCCGGCGGAUCGAAGAGGGGAGCGCCACGUCGCAGGACUUCUACACCGUGGAGACUAUCACAUCUGGAUCCAACUGCAAGUGCGCGUGCAUCGCCCCGCCGUCGGCGGUAAACCCAUGCGAGGGGGACUUCCGACUGAAGAAACUUAGAGAGGCUGGGAAAGAUAAAGUAAAGCUCUCCACGAUCAUUGAAUUGUUGGAAGGGUCUUUCUAUGGCAUGGAUCUGCUGAAGCUACACUCCGUCACUUCUAAACUUCUGGAUCGCGUGGAAAAUAUUGAGAAAACCGUCUCAAAGGAGCAAUUCCAGGAUGAGACCGGACCGCAGGCAUCUCCCCCCGCCCGGCUGCAGAUGACGGAUAGUCCAGCCGUGCCCUCGCUCCCACCGAGGAAGAAUCUCAGUGAGCUGAGUGACAGGGCAGCGGCCUAUCAGAACAAAGAGGAAAAAUAUGAGGAGAUGUUUGUUGGGAGUCUUGGAUCCUCCAGGGACUUCAGUGAAGGUCCCAAGCCCACCACGGGGGUGUCCCCGCAGGCGAGCGUCCAGGACAGAGCCAGGCUGGACCCGCAGGGGGGUGUAAAGACAGGCCCCAAUGGGAUGACCAUCAGGGGUGUGACCUACUACAAGUCUGACCACAUGGUGGCUGACGACGGGGAACCAGGGGAGAACUAUUUCGAGUAUGAUGGAUUCAGUGGUGACGGCCCGGUCAAUCUCUUCAUCGAAGAGCAACUCCUUCAACACAGAUCCACUCCCUCCAGGGCCAGAGAGAGGGCGGGUCCAAGAGCAGCUAAGCCAAAGGCGAUAGGGCCAAAGGGAGAUGCCAGAAAGACCAGCCAAUCAACACAGCCCAUUCCAGCACAACCUGCCACCACCAACCCUGCUGUCACAACCCCCUCUAAGCGUGCCGUUCCGGAACGCGAAACCACUGUGCCCACAUAUGGAUUCACCGUUGCAGGAACCCAAACCAAGAACACAAACAUCCACCCCAAAACGGGUCGGACUAGUGGUCAGUCUGUUUCCAGAGCAACUAAGUGGCCAAUCCCUAUGAUGGUCAGGCCAGCCAAAACUCCUGCCAGGCAGAUCAUUGACAGACCUCUUACAACAGUGACAACCUUGGCCACCCUGGUCCCUGGAAUCACCCAAGAAUCACCUGGAAACAUAGAAGUGAACCAAACAGCUAGUAUUCCUAGCACCCCAGGACCGACCCCAACUACAGCAAGUGCUACCACAUUCGGUCAUACAACACAGGCAACCACCACCUCUGCUCCUGUGACCCCCAUAACGACCCCGUUCACAGAGCCGGUUACAACAACUGCUGCCCCAGCUCCCACCACCUCUGUCGUGACCAUGUCGCCUUCGACACAAAAACUGCCCCCCACCACCCCUUCCUCCUCUGCCCCUCCACCGCCCACCACCACCACCAGUCAGACAGCGUCAGUCAAACGCAAGUACAGCAUCAGCUGGGACGAGGAGGAUGUGGAGGUUCCACAAGAACCAGUGGAACCAGGGCAGAACCAUGAAGAGAGACCUACCAGGAAGCCUGGUGAAUGUAAGGACACUUUGGCCAUAAUCUCAGAGCCAGUCACUCACAACAAUUAUGGCCGGAACGAAGGAGCGUGGAUGAAAGAUCCCCUGGGAAACGACGACAGGAUCUAUGUCACUAACUACUACUAUGGAAACAACCUGCUGGAGUUCCGCAAUAUGGAUGUCUUCAAACAAGGCCGUUUCACCAAUUCCUACAAGCUUCCUUAUAACUGGAUUGGCACCGGUCACGUCGUCUACGAUGGAGCCUUCUACUACAACCGCGCCUUUUCCCGCGACAUCAUCAAGUUCGACCUGCGUCUGCGCUACGUGGCGGCCUGGACCAUGCUGCACGAUGCCGUCUUCGAGGAGACGGAGUCGCCAUGGCAAUGGCGCGGUCACUCCGACAUCGAUUUCGCGGUGGACGAGAGCGGGCUGUGGGUCAUCUACCCAGCGCUGGACGACGACGGCUUCCUACAGGAAGUGAUCGUUCUGACCCGGAUGAACCCCUCGGACCUGAGCGUGCAGAGAGAGACCACGUGGAGAACCGGACUGAGGAGGAACCGCUACGGGAACUGUUUCAUCGUGUGCGGCGUUCUGUACGCCGUCGACAGCUACAACCGCAAGGACGCCAACCUGUCGUAUGCCUUCGACACGCACACAAACACUCAGAUGAUUCCCAGAAUGCCGUUCACCAACAACUACACGUAUACCACACAGGUGGACUACAACCCGAAAGAGGGUAUGCUGUACGCCUGGGACAAUGGACAUCAGGUCACGUAUGAUGUGAAGUUUGCCUAUGCAGACACACUGCAAGAGGGAGGUUAGGAUAGCCUACCAUUCUUUAAAAAAAUAGUUGACGCAAAAUAUUGCAUUUGCUAAAAUGGAUUGUAGAUCAGUCCAUAAGGCCAUUCUUAGAAGUAUUUUUUUAAAAAUGUUUGGUAAACGAUCAGGAGACGUAACCUGGUAAAUUGAAAAAGUUAUAAAGUUAGGUGAAACCCAUGCAGCAUAUGUUGUACUGUAAAUACUGUAAUAUAGAAAUCACGGUGAGAUACAUGAAUGUAGAGACAUCCAAUUAAGAUCCCUCUAAAGACUUGGGUUUCAAAGCUAUGAAUCCAUCAUUCCAUUUAUUCUGUUAUAUCAAUGCUAGUUUCCAUAAAGUUGUUUCCAUAAAAGCUUGUUUACAAGUAAAAAAUAUUUGGUUUUAUACAUACCUUUACCCUUUACUUGUUAUAUACCCGUUGUCUUUAAAUCUGUGUACAUAGAAACCUGCUAUGUAGUAACAUCAAGGAUAGUUGACCUUUGUCUUGUGACAGUACUUACUCCCUCCAUAUCGCAUUUUACUGUUUUGAAGAGACUGCAAUUAAAAGGUUAAAAACUAA